AUGGCGGCCCCCGGGGACUGCUGCGUCCAGGUGGCGGUCAGGAUCCGUCCCCAGCUGUCAAAGGAGAAGAUUGAGGGAUGCCAUAUCUGCACUUCGGUGACCCCCGGGGAGCCCCAGGUGCUACUGGGAAAGGACAAGGCAUUCACCUACGACUUUGUCUUCGACUUGGACACGUGGCAGGAGCGGAUCUACACCACCUGCGUCAGCAAACUCAUAGAGGGCUGCUUCGAAGGCUACAAUGCCACCGUGCUGGCGUAUGGCCAGACCGGAGCUGGGAAGACGUACACCAUGGGCACCGGCUUUGACACAAACAUCUCGGAGGAGGAGCAUGGGAUUAUCCCGCGGGCCAUCUCCCACCUCUUCAGUGGCAUCGAGCAGCGCAAGCGGGCGGCACAGGAGCAUGGCGCAGCCGUGCCGGAGUUCAAAGUCAGCGCCCAGUUCCUGGAGCUCUACAACGAGGAGAUCCUGGACCUGUUCGACAGCGCCCGGGACCCCGACUCCCGCCACCGCAAGUCCAACAUCAAAAUCCACGAGGACGCCAGCGGCAGCAUCUACACCACGGGCGUCACCUCCCGCCUCAUCAGCUCCCAGGACGAGCUGAUCCAGUGCCUGAAGCAGGGAGCUCUGUCCCGCACAACCGCCAGCACCCAGAUGAAUGUCCAGAGCUCCCGCUCCCAUGCCAUCUUCACCAUCCACCUGUGCCAGAUGAGAGUCUGUGCCCGGCCGGACCUGGUGACCGGCCUUCCCGAGGGAUCCCAGGCCACCGGCGAGUACGAGACCCUCUCCGCCAAGUUCCACUUCGUGGACCUGGCCGGUUCGGAGAGGCUGAAGCGGACAGGAGCCACGGGCGAGAGAGCCAAGGAGGGCAUCUCCAUCAACUGCGGCCUGCUGGCCCUGGGAAACGUCAUAAGCGCCCUUGGAGACCAGAGCAAGAAAGCCGUGCACGUACCCUAUCGAGACUCCAAACUGACUCGGCUCCUCCAGGACUCCCUUGGGGGGAACAGUCAAACCAUCAUGAUCGCCUGCAUCAGCCCCUCUGACCGGGACUUCAUGGAGACCUUGAACACGCUCAAGUACGCCAACCGGGCUCGCAACAUCAAGAACAAGGUGGUGGUGAACCAGGACAAAACCAGCCAACAGAUCAGUGCCCUGCGGGCCGAGAUCGCCCGCCUCCAGAUGGAGCUCAUGGAGUACAAGGCGGGCAAGCGUGUGAUCGGGGAGGACGGCUCCGAGGGCUACAGCGACUUGUUCCACGAGAACGCCAUGCUCCAGAAGGAGAACGCCACCUUGCGCAUGAGGGUGAAGGCCAUGCAGGAGGCCAUAGAUGCCAUCAACAGCCGGGUCACCCACCUGAUGAGCCAGGAGGCCAAUUUGAUACUGGCUAAGGCAGGUGACGGCAAUGAGGCCAUCGGCGCCCUGAUCCAGAACUACAUCCGGGAGAUCGAGGAGCUCAGGACAAAGCUCUUGGAGAGCGAAGCCAUGAACGAGUCACUCCGCCGCAGUCUGUCACGGGUCUCCUCCAGGCCCCCAUACUCCCUGGGCUCGUCUCCAGGGCCAGGCCUGGGGGCACUCAGCAGCCCCGUGGUCUCCAUGGAGGCGGAGGCCACCGAAGUUCUUCGGCGGGCCAAGCAGGAUCUGGAGCGGCUGAAGAAGGAGACCAGGCAGCGGAGGAAGAGCCCGGAGAAGGAGGCCUUUAAGAAGAGGCCAAAGCUACAGCAGGAGAACGGGGAGGAGACGGACGAGAAUGAGGAGGAGGAGGAGGAGCGGGAGGAGAGUGGCUGUGAGGAUGAGGACGAGGAUUCGGGCAGUGAGGAGAGCCUGGUGGACUCAGACUCAGACGCUGAGGAGAAGGUGGUGAAUUUCCAGGCUGACCUGGCUGACCUGACCUGCGAGAUCGAGAUCAAGCAGAAGCUGAUUGACGAGCUGGAGAACAGCCAGCGGCGCCUGCAGACCCUCAAGCACCAGUAUGAGGAGAAGCUGAUCCUGCUGCAGAACAAGAUCCGCGACACCCAGCUGGAGAGGGACCGGGUGCUGCAGAACCUCAGCACCAUGGAAUGCUACACGGAGGAGAAGGCCAACAAGAUCAAGGCGGACUACGAGAAGCGGCUGAAGGAGAUGAACCGGGACCUGCAGAAGCUGCAGGCGGCCCAGAAGGAACACGCUCGCCUGCUCAAGAACCAGUCGCGCUAUGAGCGGGAGCUCAAGAAGCUGCAGGCCGAGGUGGCAGAGAUGAAGAAAGCGAAGGUGGCACUGAUGAAGCAGAUGCGGGAGGAGCAGCAACGUAGACGGCUGGCAGAGACCAAGCGGAACCGGGAGAUCGCCCAGCUGAAGAAGGAGCAACGCAGGCAAGAGUUUCAGAUCCGGGCGCUGGAGUCUCAGAAGCGGCAGCAGGAAAUCGUGCUGCGAAGGAAAACCCAGGAGGUCUCCGCUCUGCGCCGCCUGGCCAAGCCCAUGUCGGACCGGGUCUCUGGGAGGCUGAGUCAGAAGCCGGCCAUGCUGGACUCGGGCGCGGAGGUGUCCGCCAGCACCACCUCCUCGGAACCGGAGUCCGGCUCUCGCUCGGUCUCCAGCAUCGUGCGUCAGUGGAACCGGAAAAUCGACCACUUCCUCGGAGACCCUUUGCCCUCCGUGAAUGGGGCUCGGCCCGUCAGGAAGAAGUUCCCGAAGAAGGGGGUGAGCCAGUCCUUCAGCAAGGCGGCCCGGCUCAAGUGGCAGUCGCUGGAGCGGCGCAUCUUCGACGUCGUCAUGCAGAGGAUGACCAUCGUCAACCUGGAGGCGGACAUGGAGCGGCUGAUCAAGAAACGCGAGGAGCUGGCAUUGCUGCAGGAGGCGCUGCAGGGGAAGAGGGGAAAGCUGCAGGCGGGGAGCCCGGAGGAGCAGAAGGGCCUGCAGGAGCUGAACGAGGAGAUCGAGGUGCUGACCGCCAACAUCGACUACAUCAACGACAGCAUCGCCGACUGCCAGGCCACCAUCAUGCAGCUGGAGGAGACCAAGGAGGAGCUGGACUCCACCGACACCUCCGUGGUGAUCAGCUCCUGCUCCUUGGCUGAGGCGCGCCUCCUGCUGGACAACUUCCUCAAGGCUUCCAUCGAUAAGGGGCUGCAGGUGGCUCAGAAAGAAGCCCAGAUCCGCCUGUUGGAAGGGCGCCUGAGACAAACGGACGUGACCGGCUCCUCCCAGAACCACGUCAUCCUGGAUGCCCUGCGGGAGAAAGCGGAGUCCCACCCUGAGCUGCAGGCACUCAUCCACAACGUGCAGCAAGAGAAUGGCUACGCCAGCACGGACGAGGAGAUCUCGGAGUUCAGCCUGGCCUCGGAGGGGAGCUUCUCCCAGUCUUUCACCAUGAAGGGCUCGGCCAGCCAGGAUGACUUCAAGUUCAAGGGGGAACCCAAGCUGUCAGGCCAGAUGAAGGCUGUGUCGGCCGAGUGCCUGGGACCCACGCUGGACAUCUCCACCAAGAACAUCACCAAGUCCUUGGUAUCCCUUAUGGAGAUCAAAGAAGACGGAAUCGGUUUUUCCAUCCGAGAUUCCUAUUACAAGGAUAAGGUCUCCCGCACCAUCAGCCUGCCCACCCGCGGCAGCACCUUCCCUAGGCAGUCCCGUGGCUCAGACACCUCGCCUCUGACCCGGAGGAAAUCCUACGACCGGGGGCAGCCGACCAGGACUUCAGACGUUGGCUUUACGCCUCCCUCGUCCCCUCCCACCAGGCCGCGCAACGACCGCAAUGUCUUCUCCCGCCUCACCAGCAACCAGAGCCAGGGCUCCGCGCUGGACAAGUCUGACGACAGCGAUUCCUCUGUCUCGGAGGUGCUGAGGGGCCUCAUUAACCCCGUGGGCAGUGCCAGGAGCGCUCGGACAGCCCCGCUGCAGUGCAUAUCCAUGGCGGAGGGACACUCCAAACCUGUUCUCUGUGUGGACGCCACCGACGAGCUGCUCUUCUCUGGAUCCAAAGAUCGGAGCUGUAAAAUGUGGAACUUGGUGACGGGCCAGGAAAUCGCCUCGCUGAAGGGCCACCCCAACAAUGUGGUGUCCAUCAAGUACUGCAGCCACUCGGGGCUGGUGUUCACCGUCUCUACCUCCUACAUCAAGGUGUGGGACAUCCGGGACUCGGCCAAGUGCGUCCGCACCCUCACCUCUUCGGGUCAGGUGAUCUCCGGGGACGCCUGUGCCGGGACCACGACCCGCACCAUCGCCAGCGUGCAGGGCGAGCACCAGAUCAACCAGAUCGCGCUCAACCCCGCCGGCACCAUGCUCUACGCCGCGGCCGGGAACUCCGUCCGCAUCUGGGAGCUCAAUAGGUUGCAGCCCAUCGGGAAGCUGACUGGCCACAUCGGGCCCGUGAUGUGUCUGACUGUGAACCAGACCACGAGCAACCACGACCUGGUCAUCACCGGCUCCAAGGAUCACUACGUCAAGAUGUUUGAGAUCGCGGACAGCGUGGUGGGGAACGUUGGCCCCACCCAUAACUUCGAGCCCCCGCACUACGACGGCAUCGAGUGUCUGGCCAUCCAAGGCGAUGUGCUCUUCAGCGGCUCCAGGGACAACGGGAUCAAGAAGUGGGACCUGGAGCAGCAGGAGCUCCUCCAGCAAAUCCCCAACGCACACAAGGACUGGGUCUGCGCCCUGGCCUUCGUCCCCGGCCGCCCCAUGCUGCUGAGUGCCUGCCGUGGGGGCAUGGUGAAGGUCUGGAACGUGGAGAACUUCACUCCCGUUGGGGAGAUCAAGGGCCACGACAGCCCCAUCAAUGCCGUCUGCACCAAUUCCAAGCACAUAUUCACUGCUUCCAGUGACAUGACAGUGAAGCUCUGGAGCAGGAGACGAUUCCUAAAUGGCCCGACCUAGGGGCUGGGAAGGCCGGAGCCAGGGCGACUGGCAGGCUCCCUGGCAGGCCCAGGCCCCAGCCCCUCUCCCCGGCCAUGAAGAGGUGGGAGCGGCCUGGCCUGCAUGUGCCCCAGUUCCCAGGACUCUGGGGUGAUGGUGUCUCGGCUGGGUCUUUGUGCACUGCCAGCUCCCACGGCUAGGGGGCGUCGUUGCCGUCCAGCCCCACGCUGGGUUUCCAGCAUGCAUAGGGCUUUCUGCUGACUGGGGCGUAGCCAGGCAGUGCUUCAGGACAUGGCCUUGCCAGCCCUGGGGAGGACCCUGAGCUGAGACACUCAACGGGAUCGUUCCAGUCUGCCCCACAGCCUAUUCAGUGCCCCCACACCCCGGAGCCUGGAUGUGCAUGAAGGAUCCCGCAACCUGCACCCUGCUGCUGGCCUCCGCACCGCCCUGGUGCCUGGGGUCUCGUUCCCCCUGGAAGCGGCUGCAGGCGCCCCUCUCUACACCUCAUCGUUCAGCAGAGCUGGGUUCUGCCGGCCGGUACCGAAAUACGGAGAGGGCUUGUGUGCUGCCCGAAGAUCGCCCCAGGGCCGCGCUCAGAGCCUACCCCAGCCUGGCACCAGCAGGGUGCAUGGAGCACUGCUGGGGAACGACCCACUCCCGGAGACGGCCUCCCAGCCCCGGCGCUGCACUAGGGCUCCUUGCAAGGAGCUCCGGCAGCAGCUCCAUUGCUGUGUCGCUGGACCAAAUCCGCAUGCUGUCUGGCAAAUGUCGACCUCUGCACCUGACCCACCUCAUUCUGAGCCAGGGCAUCCCCCCUUUUGCCCCAGGGGUGGAGAGAAGGCAGCUGGCACAUCGGGGAAAAUCCCUGUGGGCGUCUCCAGGGAAAAGCGGAAUUUCUGGAUCUGUUCUCUUUGGGCACCCCCUCACACAUCCGACUGAGCCUUCAUCGCGCACUGGUCUGUUCGCUGUUCCCUGUGGUCCCCAUUGCCCAUUUGGACAUCCGGCUUGGUGCCAUCUCUGCUGAGCAUGGGAGUAGCUCAUUCCCAGCUGCUGCGGGAAGGGAUUGAAGCUUUUAUAGUGGGGUUUCAAAGAAUUUUUUAAGCACCCUUGAGAAUGGAUUGGGACCUGGGGAUUUUUAAUAGCUGCGAAAGGCUUUAAUGCUGGGAAAAGGGGUAAGCUCUCCGCACCAUCUCACAGGAGGGGUUUAGGUUUGCUUGGGACAGAUUCCUGCCUGCCAGCCUGUGGGGCCUGGCCUGGGAGAGGUCUGGGACUAGAGUAGUGGGUGGAAGGGCAGGGCGGGCGGUGGUGUUAUGGUCAGGAGAGAGGCGCUUUGGCAAAGGCGGAGGGCGUGGGGUGCUCUGGACGGGAUCUGCAGCGGGGAGUGGGGCAGGGCUAGAAUGGAGCUGGAUGAAGGGAAAGAUGGGGGUAGCGGGAGGGGCCCACAUGAGACUUGAGGUGCAUUAGCAGAGCUGGGGGGCAAUGAGGGGUUGCCCAUGGCCUGCCCAUGCUCUGCUUGCCACCCACCUGCACGGCCAGUAUGGCACAAGACACUAAAUCACCACGGUCACCCCAGAUUUCAGUUUUACAAAGGUCAAAAUUGCAUAAGGUCUCUUGCCACCAUCUCCCCCACCAUGCUUGGGUGCCCCGCUUCCUCUGGGGCAUCCACGGCCAAGUGCCUGCAGCGUCCAGAGCCACGUGGGCACCCCACAGCACUACACUCCCCAAAGCACAUGGACUCGCUGUCACUGGGGUCUUUCGCUCUCUCCUCCCCUAAUGACUGGCUAAGGAGUCCCAGUCCCACGCACCAACACCCAGUGCAGCCAGAACCUUCGUCAGACAGCUUCUCACUGCUAUGUAACGCCCUUGGGGUGCAGAGCUUGCUGCGAAAUGGACCUGAGGGAACGGCAGCAGGCUGGCCCUUUCCCCCGGGUAUGUUUCUUGCGUCGCUCCGCCCGUCACAUAAGAAGCAGCGGCCGGACUCUGGUUUUAUUGAUUGAUCUUCAGCUAACCCCAUCAGCAAUGGAUUGUGUGUUCUCUAGGAUGCAAGACUUUUGGUGUCCUUGGUUAACAGGGGAUUGCCCCGGGUUUCCUUCUACCCGGCAGAUCGAAGGAGAACACCAAGGGGUUCUUACCCCAGAUUUGACCUCCUUUGAAACUGAUACAUUGGACAGGAAACGUUUCCACUUCGUAAACAGCACCAGCCUCUUCGUUCAUUUGUUUUGCCUUUUGAUAAUCCGGCUGCCCUGUCUUGCAGUAGCGAGCCCUGCCAAACCAGUGAUCGCCCCCUGCUGCACAAAGCAAAAUGGCCUCCAGUCGCUGCUGCUCUGGAGUGGUUCUGAGAUGGGAAAAAUUGUUCAUUUCCAUCAAGCCUCUGAGCAUCUGGAUACUGACCGGGAUGGGGAGCUCUGAAGUCCUGCCAGGGUGCUGGCUCUGGUGGGACCCAAACACAGUGACUUGGUUUGCUCAGCUACGCAUUACACCCACCCAUCAUUCUCCCACUGCUGCCACCAACGAAAGGAGAAGUGUCCCCAGGGCUCUGCCGAUGGCCUGGGGGAAGGGAACGCAGGUUGAAGUGAUGCCUUCCAGCCACCAAGAGAGAGUGGAUUAUAUCCAAGAUCCCCUCUUCCCCCCCCCCCCCCCGAUGGGACAGGAUUAAACUGUCUGGGAGAGAAAAGUUGGAUUUUUCCAGUUGGCAACGAGGGACAAGCAAACGUGAAUGGUCUGAAAUGAAGGAUCUGAGCUAGGGGCUCUGAGACGUGGGUGGGUGGCCUAUACCCUGGCGGAUGUUGCCUGAGUCUCUGCUUGUCACAACGGCUGUUGAAUGUAACACCUGACACCCGCUCCGCCCUGGCAGGUGUGAAUGGCUCUGGGGGCAGGAGGGAGCCAGGGCAGCAGUGUGUCUGCUUCAGUGGGGCUUCAUCUGAUCUUUAAGAGCCUGAUCCGAAGCCAGCAGAACGUCUCCCAUUGACCUCCAUGGAUUUUGGAUCAGGGAUUCAGUGCGGGUCGCUGCAUGAGAGGGGAAGAUUUCACCUGCAUGUAGCCCAGUAGCCACCUGUUGGAAUUCCCUGGUUCUUUGCCUCGGGGCUAAUCCCAGGCAGCUCUGCUCCAGUGACCCCAGCACGUUGCAAGACCGAGCGCUCGUGGCGGCUGGGCCUCGUUCUGUCUCGCACCGAGCGACUGCAUCUCGUGGCGUUCCCGGCCGGCAAAACCCCACAGGAGGUCAAUAGGAACAAGCAGGUUGAAAGAUGGAAAUUUCCUCACAAGUUGUCCUGAGGCCGCCCAGCCAGCUGGCAAAAGAUGAUCCAGUACCGGGCACCUGGCGUGUGUCCACUGUCCGCUCCCAUGUGCUGGGCACAGCCCUUCCCUUGAGGUGCCCCUGCCGGCUCCUCUCCCUGUGUGGAAGGGAGAGCAGGCGGGGGCUGUGUUGUACUGUAGCUCUGUGUGUGUGCGGACGGUCUCUUUUUCAUUGGGAGGGGUGUCAUUUGAGGGGGGUUCUUUAGGUUAAGCUACCUCAUGGUCUGAGCCAUUUUUAAAACUUUUUUUUUUAUGAUUUUGAAACUUGAAUUUGUCCUGGAAUCACCACUUGCGUUGCUGAGCCGCUCGGGUCCUGGGGGCUUGUCCUGCCUUAGCGUUGCAGGGUGACCUACCGCACCCUUGCUCUGCUUGAAAAAUGCCCCCCUUAGCCUUUAAAAAAGGACCUCUGAUUGUUGGAGGGCCCAACUUGACACUUGAAAGGGGUCUGAUCUCCAGUCAGGGGGUGCUCACGGCUUUCUCUUUAAGGGGUCAUGGACUGGGCCCCUGAAACAACUAGCCGCUCUUGAAAAUCAUGACCCUGACUCUUACAUGGAGGCCCUGUCUGCAGGUUGUCGAGAGGAGCUCCGAAUGCCACCCUGAGCCAGCGUGUGCCAGGCGGACAUCGGAAUGCCUCUCGAGCCCACAAUAGUCCUGCUGCGAGCCGAGAAGGGUCCAUGCCAACCCCCCAGCUGCCUGUUCUUGAAAGCACUGACAGCCUGACGCUGAUUCCCAGGUCUUCCACUUCACCCGAAGUGGGGCCCUCUGCAUUUUAGUGAAACCAGUAAGCGCCCCCCGACCCUCUUGGUCCUGACUCUGGCCGUGGCCACCUGGGAAUGGCUCCUUAUCUGGAACCAUGCAGUGACCGAUUUUACCAUGAUCUGGCUGCACUUAACCCUAAUUUAACAAGAGCCUCCUGUGGCAUCAUAUUCAGGACCCAUGUAAGAGCAGGGUUAUGGAGUUUCCCCUGAGCUCAUGUUGUAUACAGCUUGUGUUUGGCUGAAACGUCCCCUAACAGGGACUCUUUCCCAGCGUUCGGAUUAAUGUCCAUCUCUUUCUGAAUCCUAAUGCCCUCCCUUAUCUCGGGCCAGAUCCUCAGCUGGUGAAAAUGGUCACAGCUUCAUCAAUGGAGCUAGGAUGGUUUACACCAGCUGAGGAUCUGUUCCCUGGACUUUUAGGCACAAGACUAUCCUUCCUCUUAGCCAGGGAACAAAUCCUGGAAGAGCCCCAGCUGAAAGCACAAUGCCGCUUAAUCUUGGGAAUAAGGGGCAGCUUUGUAAUGUACAAUCAAAGGGGAAGCCCAUUCCCCUAAAAUAUAUAUGCUGCACCCCUUCUGGGGGCCAGUAACUCAAAGCACACCCCCAACGUACCCCUGCUGUCAUUAGUAGCUGGGCGCGUUAGCCUCUUGGAAGAACUAAGGAGUCCUAUUUGUUCCUUGUCUUCAAAAUCUGCCUGCUAGUGAUUGCACGUGAUUGUACUUUCAGGCAGCAGGACAGGGAAGAGGACGGCACAAAUCAAGAGGUCCCUUUGGGUGCAGUCAUCCCUGAUGUUACCAUGUAAGGUGGGGAGAUGGGGAACAAAUGCCUCCAUGCAGGGGCAACGAGUGAAGGUAACCGUGACCGUGUGUGAUCUGGGAGAGUUUAAUUGGUGUGUCUGUGAUGGGAAGCAGGUAACGGGGCAGGACAGCGAGGGCUCAGGAGAUAAAUUCACCCCCACAAGUCUCCUUGGCGUUUGCAGCAGCGCCCGGGGCAGGCUGUAGCCCAGUAACUCGGGGCUGAAAGGAGCCCAAGGUGGAUGAGGGCCUGGGAGCGGCAGUGAGCUGCGUCUCCCGAGCCCUGAUUCUGAUCUUGCCCUGUCACUGCAGUGUCUGUGGGGCCAUGAGUCAGGCCCGUCGGCACACACUCAUUUACAGCUGCGUAACCUCCACCCUUAUGAAUGGCAUCUGCAUUUGACCCCCAACCUCUCCCCACCCUGCUCCUGCCUCUUCUCCCUCCAUCCCCCUUUCUGGCCCUGAAACCAUCCAAGACUCGACAGGCCAGUGGCUACCUUCCCCUACCCACUGCACAUGAAGGGGGAUUGAAUUCAGGGAGCGGCUCCGCGCGGGGGGACAGGUCAGUGCCGGGAGCCCUCAAGGCCGCUGCAGCAAUGGUGCCUCCUGCAGACCGGUGGUGAAAUUGACCCGGGGGGAGACGAUGGAAGUUACAAGUCUGAGCUGCCUGGAAUGACUUUUUUUGUGUUUAUGCUGCAGGGCACUGCAUGUACCCCUAGCGUGGCACCCACGGGCCCUGUUCCUUUACCUGCUGUCUGUGCAGACCCUGCUCAUGCAAACCUCUCUGGGGGGCCAGACCCAGGGAGGAUGCCCUAACUGACGAUGGAGACAGCUGAACUCAUGGUUGCUGCAGCUCUGUUUCUGCGCUAUUUGCUCUGCUUUCUCUAGAUUCCUGCCAGGCUUCCCACCCCAACUGCUCCACCCUUGUCCUCUCCCGACCGUGCGGGCCAUACAGCUCCGUUCACUGCACUGGCUGUGGUACCCUCCUGGAGCUGGGACUCGCUCUGUCCCAUCUGCUGCUGUUUGUGCUGUAGGGGCAGGGCUGAUUAAGAUUUAGCACCCCACGGCUCACCCCUUUCAGGCCCCCAGUUAGCUGUUAGCACCGCAGAGCCGCUGCUAGCCCCAUUCCCUCUAAUCGCUGGUGACCUGGCAUGUCCAGUCCAGGAACAGAGACUCCUUUAGCCCCCAAAAGCCCUGGGGGAAGCCUGUCGUCCUGAGGGGUCCCUCCCAUCCCUCGUGCUCCUGAGGACCUAGGAGUAACCCCCCUGCUGGGGGCUCCAUUCUCAGCCCUUAUGUUGGGCAGGGAUGGGUCCCUGAGGCAGGGGCCUUCACUUGGAAGAGCUCCCCAGCGUAAGGGUUACAAACCUGGGGCCGCCCUACUGGAAGGUGGAUUCUCAUGAGCACCAGGAUGUGUCCUGGCACUGAUCCUCUCCCAGGACCCUGAUUCCUUCCUGGUCCUUUACUCUCAGCCCUUCCCCCCACCCCCCCCCCCCCACACACUGCUGGCCGUAUUCCCAUCCUGCUUCCCGCUGACCCCCGUUUCAGGUACGAUUCCCCCAAAGAGCACAAGCGUCAGAUUUCUUUCUGAGCUGACUGGUGCCAUCCCAUGGUCAGCGUCUCCCCUUCCCUUCUCACCCCUUUCAGCCCUAACAACAAAGCCGCUGGGCAAAGCUUCUCUCCUGGGGGAGCUGAGUUGCGAGACCCAGCAGGGUAGGACGAACGGCCUUCAUCAGUGGCCUUGUGCCUCUGCAAAGGCAGUGGGCCAUUGGCACUGGGAUUGACCCCGCGCAGGGAUCCUUCCACCCCUCCCCACAGUUCCACCAGGAGAUUCUUCCGGUGCCCAGCCUUGCAACUCUUAGCUGCAUUCGUCUGGGGGCUCCUCCACCUUACACUACAGCCCUGCUUUACCCUGGGACGAUGCCUGGCCUUUGGUGUAGUCGUCUGUGUGAUUUCUCCCCCACCCCCUGGGGCAGGAAGGAGCACUGCUUUACACUGAGGUUCUUUUGGUGAUGGGAUAGUAACCUUACUCCUGCCCUGCAUUGUGAGCGUGAGCAGCUGUGUAUGGAGCCUCAGCCAGUAGAGACGGAGCAGACCUAACACUGGUCACUUAGUUUAGCCCUCACCCUGUGUCAAUACUGUACAAGUGUUGCAAACAGCCGGUGCCUUUUCUUGCCCUGGGAUGUUUUUGGAGCUGUCAACGCUUGCUAAGGCUUUUCUCUCUCUGGGUUGUGUGAUCCAGCGGGGCGGUCUGUGUUCUGUGUAUAGGACAAGGUGUGUAUAUAUUUUAUACCUCGAUGUAUCACUGUAAAUGGGGUUGUUGAAGCCUCAAGCUGUACAUGGUUUUUCCCGAUGGAUGUGUCUGUUCCUUGCGCUGUCUUCGUAAAUAAACGCACCAAAAUGAAA
Molecule: messenger RNA, 12064 nt
Organism: Caretta caretta (loggerhead turtle)
Lineage: Eukaryota; Metazoa; Chordata; Testudines; Cheloniidae
Source: RefSeq, a predicted model, not a curated record